Molecule: messenger RNA, 2908 nt
Organism: Sinocyclocheilus grahami
Lineage: Eukaryota; Metazoa; Chordata; Actinopteri; Cypriniformes; Cyprinidae
Gene: aars2
Product: alanyl-tRNA synthetase 2, mitochondrial (putative)
Exons: 21
Coding region: 31-2655 (874 amino acids)
Biological process (GO): alanyl-tRNA aminoacylation
Cellular component (GO): cytoplasm; mitochondrion
Molecular function (GO): nucleic acid binding; ATP binding; alanine-tRNA ligase activity
Source: RefSeq, a predicted model, not a curated record
UGCUGCUGUUUGACGCUGUGACGCGGCAAGAUGGCUGCGCGCAUAGGGCUGGUGAAACAGCUCCACUGUGCGCUUUUAAAAACAAAAUUAAGUGCUUUAUCUGCGGGAAUAAGACGCUGCUCGGCCCUGUCUAACUCAGAAUCGCAUAAAGAAUUCACAUCUAAAAGAGUACGGCGGAAGUUUAUCGACUUUUUCAAGGAAGGUUUCGAACACCGGGUUGUGCCGUCCUCCCCCGUGCGUCCGAGAGGAGACCCGACUCUUCUGUUCGUCAAUGCAGGGAUGAACCAGUUUAAGCCUAUUCUUCUGGGCUGUCCGGACCCCCGCAGUGAGAUGGUAUCGUACCGGCGGGUGGUGAACAGUCAGAAGUGUGUCCGUGCCGGAGGCAAACACACCAUCACACCUUCUUCGAGAUGCUGGGGAACUGGUCGUUUGGUGAUUACUUCAAGGGAGGUCAAUGGUAGCCUGCGACCUCUGCCCCAGUGCAGUGUGGAUACUGGGAUGGGUUUAGAGCGACUGGUGACUGUACUGCAGGGGAAACGCUCCAACUAUGACACAGAUCUUUUCACACCUCUAUUGUCCGCCAUCCACCAGUGCUCCAAGGCUCCUGCAUAUCAGGGCAGGACCGGAGAGGCUGAUGUGGGUCAGGUGGACAUGGCCUAUCGGGUCUUGGCCGACCACAUUCGGACACUCUGCGUGUGCAUCGCUGACGGAGUUUACCCAGGCAUGACAGGCGCUGAGCUAGUGUUGAGGCGUAUCUUGAGACGUGCCGUAAGGUUUUCUACAGAAGUGCUGCAGGCCCCUGAGGGUGCGCUGGCAAGCCUGGUGCCUACUGUAGCUCAUAUACUGGGUGAUGCCUAUCCUGAGCUGCACACAGAGUCUGAGAGGAUCAUGGAUCUCAUUAAUCAGAAUGAAGUCAAGUUCCUGUCCUCACUGAAGCAGGGCAGAAGGGUGAUUGACAGGACCCUCAGCAAUAUGGACAAAGACACUGCUGUUUUUCCAGCCUUGGUUGCCUGGUCAUUACAUCGUAACCUGGGCUUCCCUCUUGAUCUCAUUGACCUGAUGCUGGAGGAGAAGGGAAAGAUGGUUGAUAAAAAAGACAUGACAGUGCUUGAAGAUGAAUAUGAGAAGUUGAGGUUUCAGUCGGAGGAGGAUGAUGGAAACAGGGUGGACCAGCUGGAUCUUCAUAGCCUGGCGGAGCUACAAAGUCAAGGAGUUCCUCAUACAGAUGACUCCCAGAAAUACUGUUACAGUCUGGGAUCUGAUGGACAAUAUGUGUUUCAGCCUUGCAGAGCGUCAGUCCUGGCACUCUACUGUGACGGGGCUCUGGUUUCAGAGGUGAAUGAGGGUCAGUGCUGUGGUGUGAUUCUGGACCAGACCAGCUUUUACGCAGAGCAGGGCGGACAGGCGCAUGACCAGGGUUACUUCACCAAGGAUGGACUGCAGGAUGUGCUGUUCCCUGUAAAGUCUGUCCGUCUGGCUGGGGGUUAUGUGGUUCAUCAAGUCACGGCAGGAGAGACUUUGAGAACUGGAGACCAAGUGGAACUUCAUUUAGAUGAGGCUAACCGCCUGGGCUGCAUGGUGAAGCACACCACCACACACUUGCUAAACUUCGCUCUGCGAGAGUUGCUAGGUCCUGCUGUUAACCAGCGAGGGUCUCACUGCACCGCCAGCCGGCUCCGCUUCGACUUCAGCAUCAAGGGCUCCCUGAGUGUGUCUGAGCUACAGCAAGUUGAGGAGUUAGUCCAGCACAUCAUUCGUCAAAAUGCAGAGGUGUACAUGGAGGAGGUCCUUCUGUCCAAAGCUAAACAGAUUACGGGUCUGAGAACGAUAGAUGAGGUAUAUCCAGACCCAGUGCGAGUGGUGUCCGUGGCUGUGCCCGUUUCGGAUCUGCUUAACUCAAAAACCAGCAAACAAGCUUCAGUGGAGCUUUGCUGUGGCACGCAUUUAUUGAGGACGGGAGCAAUUGGGGACUUUGUCAUUGUGUCUGAGAGACAGAUGGUGAAAGGCAUUAGCCGUAUACUUGCCGUUACUGGAGAUGAAGCCAAAAAGGCUCGUGAGACGGGCCAAGCCAUGCAAGAGGAGUUGGAGUCUUUGGCAGUCCAGGUAGAAGCUGCAAGCUCUCUGUCUAUGCCAGCAGCACAGAUGCUCUCCAAAGAGGUUGGCCUCCUAAUGAAUGCAGUUGAUAUCACACCUAUCCCACAAUGGCAGAGGAGAGAGUUGCAGACUCGCCUAAAAGCAAUGCAGAAAACCAGCAACACUACCAUCAGAAAAUUGGAGAUCAAAGAGGCUGCCUUGAAAGCCAAAGAGCUGCUGGUUAAACACUCUAAUAAACCUGUGGUGGUGGACUUGAUCCAGACGGACUCUAUAUCGGUGCUGAUGAAGACUGUGCUCCAGCUGAGCAAGAGCACUCCAGAUUCCAUGGUCAUGUUGUUGUCUCACCUGCAGUUGUCAGGGAAGGUGCUUUGUGCCUGCCAAGUACCCAAGGGCUCUGCUAGUGGCUCAGCCAUUAAAUGGGCUCAUUCUGUGUGUGCACGCUUGGGAGGAAAUGCAGAUGGCUCAACCGACGUGGCUAAAGGUGUGGGAAAUGCAGCCAGUCUCACAGAUAUCACAGACAUCUUGCACUGGGCUGAAGAAUUUGCUCAAAACAAAAUCUGAAAGGCAUCCUGACCAAACUAAUACACCACAAUGGAUCUGCUUCAUCAAAAUGGUUAAAUCUAUUAAAUAUAUAGUUCCUGUUUCUUUGUUUUAAAAGGUUGGGACAUAUACUAUAAUUUUUGAUUGUGACAUUUUGGGAGGUGGGGUUAUUUAGAUAUUAAUCACUGCUAUUAAGUUAUUUAUUGCUCUGUUUUGGAGAUGGUCCUCACUGCAGAACAUAAGAUCCAGGGGGCGUGGAUCUACCCGUCUCCAC